AUGAAAUGCCAGGAGAAGAACGAGCUCCAGUGCCUGAACAGCAAAUUUGCCUGUUUCAUUGACAAGGUCCGGUUCCUGGAGCAGCACAACCUGAUGCUGAAGACCAAGUGGGACUUCUUGAAGGAGAAGAAGCGCCAGAAAAGCCACAUGGAGCCCCUGUUUAGCGAAUACAUCAGUAGGCUGAGGAAGGAGCUGGAGUGCCUGGAAUGGGAGAGGAAUCAGCUGAAGGUCGAAAUGAACAAUUGGAGAGAAAGCAUGGAAGGGAACAAGAAGAGGUUUGAGGAAGAAUGCAGUCGAAGGACCUGUGCUGAAAAUGAAUAUGUUGCAAUUAAAAAGGAAGUGGAUUGUGUCUUCAUGGACAAGUCACAGAAAGAAGCAAAGGUGGAAACUUUAAUGCAAGACAUCUGCUUUUACAGAAAUACAUUUGAAGAGGAAAUAUGUGAGUUGCAGUCAUGCAUCUCAGACACUUGUGUCACAGUGAAAAUGGACAACAGCCGAGGCCUAGAUGUGGGCUGCAUCAUUGAAGAGUUCCACCGUCGGUACGAAGACAUUGCCUCCCGGAGUCGAGCUGAGGCUGAGGCUUGGUGCCAGUGCCAGUACCAGGAGCUGAGGACAACGGCUGCCAAACACUGUGACAAUCUACGCGAUGUCAAGGAUGAACUUGGUGAGCUGACUCGGUUGGUUCACCGAAUGCAGGCUGAAAUCUCAAAUGUCAAAUCCCAGCGCUGCAAACUGGAAGAGGAGGUAGCUGGAGCUGAGGAACGUGGGGAGAUGGCGCUGAAGGAUGCCAAAUGCAAACUGGCAGGUCUGGAGGAGGCCUUGCACAAAGCCAAGCAGGACAUGGCUUGCCAGCUACGGGAAUAUCAGGCACUGAUGAACCUCAAAUUGGCCCUGGAUAUUGAGAUUGCCACCUACAGGAAACUGCUGGAAGGAGAGGAGUUCAGGUGA
Zootoca vivipara (common lizard) is the source of this 948-nucleotide messenger RNA. RefSeq names its product keratin, type II cuticular Hb5-like. Gene Ontology annotation, cellular component: keratin filament. The record is from RefSeq and is a predicted model, not a curated record. Gene Ontology annotation, biological process: intermediate filament organization; keratinization. Gene Ontology annotation, molecular function: structural constituent of skin epidermis. Lineage: Eukaryota; Metazoa; Chordata; Lepidosauria; Squamata; Lacertidae.